GGAAGAAGAAGAGGAGGAGGAGAAGGAAGGGGGAGCCGCGUGAACGCGCACCUGUUUUAGGCGCAUUACGGUAGAGAGUCAAUUGUCCUCCAAACACAUCACCGCCGCUCGCGCGCGAGCCCCGAGUAAUCCAACACUGAUUUCUCUCCGAAAGAAGAGAAAAGAGUGCGCGAGGUGCGGGACAGGGGAAGAUGCCAGCUAAGGCGAAGCGUUCCUGAAGACUUGAUAAGAAGAAGGAGAAGACGAAGGGGGGAAAAAGUAACAGAGAAGUAAAGCACGGAAAGGAAGGUGAGAAAGAAAGAACGAACGAAAGAAAAAAAAGCAAGAAAGCGAAGCCGGGGAAGAAGCUGCUCGCGCUCGUUUUCGCUUUCACGAAGUUUUCUUUUCUUUUUUUGUUGUUUUGUUGUUGCAUUGAUCAUGAGCUAGUGUGCACGGGGUUUUGUUUUCUACUCCACCAUCCAGAGGAAGCUAAUAAAACAAAACAACGCAACAGCAACCAAAAAACAAACAAACAAAAAAAGAGGAAGGACAUAGAGAUCAUUGAAGUCUUUUUUUUUUAUUAUUGAAAGUAAUGCUCCCUCGAAAUUGAGCAUUUUUUUAAAGCUUUUGUGCUUUUUUUUCUGGUGUUUUUGCCGCUUUUUUAGUUUUGAUUUUUUUUUUUUUUUGGAAUCACCGGGACAUUUCAAGCCGAACCUGGGAGCGAGAACAUCCACAUGGUCGAGCGCGCGCCGUGAAACUUCACUUCUUCCGAGUUUGCAAACAGGUGCCACGUGAUGAUGGUAGAAUCAGCAAGUGAGACCAUUCGAACAGCGUCCUCCAACCAAAACGGAGUCAGCAGCCUGACCAGCCAGUCAGAGGGCGGGGGAAGAGAGGGCGGGUCCAACGGUGACGCCAAUGGGGAGAUCAGCCCCGUGGAUUUACUGCACCUCCAACAACAGCAGGCUCUCCAGGCAGCACGCCAGUUCCUUCUUCAACAGGCCACAGGACUCAGCUCGCCCAGCAGUAACGAGGUCAAACAGAGCCCUGUACAGGUGCCUGUGUCCAUGGCAAUGAUGACCCCGCAGAUGAUCACUCCUCAACAGAUGCAGCAGAUUCUUUCACCUCCACAGCUGCAGGCGCUGCUCCAGCAGCAGCAGGCUCUCAUGCUGCAACAGUUGCAGGAGUACUAUAAGAAACAGCAGGAACAGCUGCAUCUCCAGCUUCUCAGCCAACAGCAGCAAGUAGGGAAGCAUGCCAAAGAGCAGCUUCCAUUGAGCACUUAUCAGUCAAUAAACCAACAACAAGGAAUAUCAAGACAAGAUUUCGAAGUCUUUAGGACAACCGUUUGCAAGCAGCAACAGUUGGGCAGCAAACAGCUGGCUUUCCAACAGCAGCUGAUCCAGAUGCAGCAGCUGCAGCAGCAGCACAUUCUUAACCUUCAGAGGCAAGGCCUUGUUGGAAUCCAGCCUGGCCAAGUCCCCAUCCAGGGCCUGCAGCAAGCCAUGUGUCCCACGGACCUGCAGCAGCUGUGGAAGGACGUGGCGAGCGUGCAGAACGCAGACGAACCCAUCAAGCACGAGGGACUCGACCUGAGCACCAACAGCUCCAACACUACCUCAUACACGGCCUCCAAAGUCUCACCUCAGAUCCCCCAUCAUCCUUUGUCAAAUGGACAGAACUCCAUGCACACUCCAAAGAGAGACAGAGCAAGACUCUUUGAGUGGAUCUCGUCCUUCACUAAGGGGGAGUCCAGUGACGAGCAUCUCACCCCUUAUUCCAAAGGCACUCCACUACAGAGUUCCCACUCAUCCCAUGAGGAACACACAGCUUCACACCCACUCUACGGCCACGGAGAGUGCAAAUGGCCUGGAUGCGAGGCGCUCUGUGAAGAUAUGGGCCAGUUCAUUAAGCACCUCAACAGUGAACACGCCUUGGACGACCGCAGCACGGCCCAGUGUCGGGUGCAGAUGCAGGUCGUCCAGCAACUGGAGAUACAGCUGGCCAAGGAAAGUGAGCGUCUGCAGGCCAUGAUGACCCACUUACACAUGCGUCCGUCAGAGCCAAAGCCUUUCAACCAACCUCUGAAUUUGGCAUCAAGCGCCUCUCUGUUGAAGCGGGACAGCGAGCCUUUCCCCGAGGGGUUACCUCACCCUCCCACUUCAGCCGCAGCUCCCAUCACCCCCCUGAGGCAGGGCCCGUCCGUCAUCAGCUCCUCUAGCUUACACGGUGUCGGUCCUAUCCGCCGGCGCAAUUCUGACAAAUACUGCACCCCCAUCGCAUCUGAACUCGCCCAGAAUUGCGAAUUCUACAAAAACGCAGACGUCAGACCUCCAUUCACGUACGCGUCUCUGAUACGGCAUGCUAUUCUUGAAUCCCCUGAGCGACAAUUGACUCUCAAUGAGAUCUACAACUGGUUCACGCGAAUGUUCGCCUAUUUCAGGAGAAACACAGCAACCUGGAAGAAUGCCGUGCGCCAUAACCUGAGCCUCCACAAAUGCUUCGUGCGGGUGGAGAACGUCAAGGGUGCCGUUUGGACCGUGGACGAAGUCGAAUACCAAAAGAGGAGACCACCAAAGAUGACCGGAAGUCCCACUCUGGUGAAGAACAUGAUCUCUGGAUUGGGUUUUGGAUCCUUGAAUGCCAGCUACCAGGCGGCGUUGGCCGAGAGCAGUCUGAGCCUCCUGAACAGCCCCACGCUGCUAAAUAACAGCACAGGAGCCAGCCUGAACAUGCUGCACGUGGGUCAUGACGAUGUGAGCAGCACAGUGGAACAGGUGAACAGCAACGGCAGCUGUAGCCCCGGCUUGUCUCCACAACAAUACGGACACCAGAUCCACGUGAAGGAGGAACCCGCAGAGCUUGAGGAGGACAGUCGGCCCAUGUCCCUCAUUGCGUCUGUCACUCAGAACCUGAGCAUGCCCGGUGACGAGCGUGACAUGGAGGAAGAGCUUCCCACAGAGGAGCUGGAGUAAAGGUUGGGACGGGAUGUCGCAGUCCCCUUCCUUUCCUUUCUACGCAAAAUAACCACAAAGAGGAAAGAAAAACACAAGAGAUGAUACAGAAACAACCCCCAUCAUCAUGAAACCAAAACAGGGUGUACCAAAUCAGUCCAUCUUGCAUUUUUUUUUUGUCUUUUUAGCAUUUCUUUUUCUUAACGUCUCCCUCUCCAAUGUUUUAAAGUCCCAGAGACAAGUUCUAAACCACUCGUGUAUCUGAGACCGGUGCAGCCGGUUCGUAUCUCCUGCUCCGUCUCAGACUGGCGGCUGAACGCACCAUGAGUCCCCUAAAGCGCCUCAUUCUACUCCGGUCUUAUCAGCUUUAGUUUAUUUUUUACUUCUUUUUUCCCUCGCCUGGCUUGAGAACUGCUUCGGGAUUAAAAACCGCAACUGGGGUUUACCUCGGAAUGACGUUCACGCAUACUACAAAGGAAAACAUUACUAACUAUUCCAUUACAAUGAACUUUAGCUCGGUUUCAUCCUGGACUUGGAAAAAACAAGAGAUCAAAACAUGACCAGAGCAACUGACUCCCACGGUUUAAUCCUGACCUUCGAUUCGUGAACUCUUGGUAUAAAAGAGAGGUGGAGCAGUUUUCCAGUCUUGGAGCAGUGUUAACUUUUUGGGAUCUGAAUGCGGAAAAAAAACAAACAGCGCUCGCUUUUCCAAUAAAAAAAAAGAAACAAAAAGAUGAAAUCAUUUCCCUCUUUUCAGGAAAAGGAACCAGGACCAACUGUCAGCGCUGGCGGCCACGACGAGGCGUCAAAGCUCAGAGACAAGACUCUUGAUUGGAACGUGUCAAAAGUGAUGCUCUUUUGAAGCAUUCCAUUCAUUAUUUCAUCUUCUGCCACUUUUAUAGGAUCACAUUGUGGUGUACAUUAGUUAUGAAUUUGUAGGUUGAUUUUUAUUUUUUUUUUUCAAUUUUUCUUUGAUAUGUUAUCAUUUCAAUUGGGCUGGAUUUUGGAGGGGAUAAUCAAUUAUCCUUCCGUUACCCAUAAUGCCCAGAAUUACUUAAGGAUAUAUUGAGAAGAGCACUUACCAUCGAGGUAGCGACGGAUUUAAAAAAAAAAAAAAACGAGGACCACAAAAGACGAUUAUAACACCAGGCACAUGGGCUCCAUCAAAGCAGGUUCCCUGAAAGAUCCCUACAGGCACUCAAAUACAUUUUUUAAAUUCUUUUUUAAUUUUAUUUUAUAAAGGAUAUAUCAUUUAGCAAUUCCUCUUGAAAUUCAGCUACAAUACAAAGCACGGUUUAAAAAAGAAAAUCGUUUUUUUUUUUUUUUUUUCCGGUCAGAGAAUACCUCAAGCCACGGUGUUCCCUCGCGUCGUCCCGGGGAUUCGUACUGUAGCCUGACUAAAGAUCUGUCUGUCAAAGAUCGAUCCAUCACCCAGAUAUAUGAAUGAUAUCCUCAUCCAAAUAUGUCUGGUCAGGACAUGAGUUUUUAUUGUUAGUGUUUUUUUGUUUUUUUUUUAGCUUUUACCGAAAAAAAUAAAAACCAAGCAAACACGUAAACUUUCAAAGCAGUGCCAUGUUAAAUUUAACAAAGUUUUAUUUUUUUUUUCUCUUUUUUUCCUCCCAAUUUAUUUUCGUUACAGGUUACCAAAGAGAUUUGUAGUAAACCAAAUACCCUCCUUUUUUUCUUUUAUUCUUAAAAAAAGGAAAAAAAAAAACAUCCUUAAAUUAUUAUCUAUUAUUUUAAUUGUUUAAAUAACCUGUUUAAGACUAGUGCAGAACAUUCCAAAAAACCAAAGUGUGAGAUGCAAAAAAAAAAAAAAAAAACAAAGUAAAGAGAGAGAGAGAGAAAUUUGCUGGUACAAAAUGAAAGCGUAUAAAAAAUAAAUAAAUAAAUAAAAGCUUGUUUCAAUAACAGUAUAGAAAAUGGACGAGUGAAUCCUAUGUGAUGUAAGGCCAAAAAAAAUAGAAGAAAGACAGGAAAAAAAGCAGUAUUGUCAAGCCUCUGUCAGUUCCUUGGAUGAUAAAGCACUUAACGAAAGGAAAAUAAAUCAAAUAAAUAAAGCUCUACCCUCUCAUGCUCAGGCAACAGCAAAGUGUUAAGAACACAACCUUUAAAAAAAAACGCCUCAAGGUCUAAGAGAUAAAUACAUUUGCAGACAUAAGGCACUUGAACGACAAACGCUCAAUACACAAAUACUCGUGUUUUUUGGGUUCUUUUUUUUAUUAGAUGGUUUUUUUUUUUUUUUACCCAACAAAACAUUUAUUUUCCACCAUGUUCUUGUGUUCACAUCGGAUACGGUUUCAUCGGCACAGUCCAUUAAACGUUACUGUUUUGAAAAUUCAGCCGUAUUUUUCUGAAGGGUAACAGAACAGAAAAAAAAAAAAAAACGAUCGUUAAAAAAAAACAAAAAACGAAAUAAACAAAUUGGACAUUUAAGGGAACGGCUUCACCAAGAUUUGCACACUUCAGAUCGAAUAGGAACUUUAUUUAUUUCAAUUCUUGUUUUUCAAUUCUUUUUUCUUUUCCGUGGUCAUUUUUGCACCUGCUGUAGAAAGAUUUCGUUUCAUUUUUGAAAAAAAAUCAAUAAACAAAACAAACAAAAACCAACAGGAAAAAAAUGAACGAUAUGAACGAUAAAAACCAAAAAAAUGUUGCUACCUCCUUUUAUUGAAACAGUCCACAAAAGAAAUACCCGAUGAACACCAUCUGCGGUUCUUUACGCCGUCGUGCCAUCCUUUAAAAAAAAACCCACCAAAAUAUGCUGAACUAAAAGCUGGCGUCCUGAAUUCAUUUGCAUGAACGAAAAGCCCACAACGCAACGCAGACACACACACACACACACACACACACACACACACACACACACACACACACAACAGACGCACACCAUGCUGAGAAAGUGAAGACAGAAAUAAAUAGUAAUGACUACCUCUCCCCUUAGAAAAAACUGCUGAGUCGUGUUAAGUGCGAAGCAUUAAAUGAUGAAAAGAGGGGGAAAAAAAGCUCCAAAUUGUGCAUCCACCAUCUUUAAGUGAUCUAUUAGCAUAGUGUGUGUGUGUGUACAGGUCUGAGGCGACGAGGCAUUAAUUGCGCGCUCUAAUUCUGCAUGCGUAACGAGGAGGCCAGGCCCCGCUUUAAGCCAAUGAGGCGGCCGGUCAUUAGAGUGCGCUCAAUGGGCCAGCGUCAGAAAUGAUGAUGGGCAGAAUGCAUUAACGCGGGUCUUCUCUCGUUCAAACACUCCUCCUCAUCCUCAUCCUAUUCCUCUGGCUUUCCAAUUAAUGCAAAGCGUAGCGUGGCGGGUUCAAGGUCUGGGGGAAAAUAACAUUAAAAAUAGCACCCGCACGGAGCGUCUCAGUUUCACUGUACACGGUGACUUUUUUUUUUUUAUUAUUAUUUUUUUAAAUUUUUUAUCCUGUAGAUCAUUCAAAAGACGAGCUGCAAAGAAUCCGGCGAACCAAAAAAGCGCUGGCGAAACCAAAAUAGCCCAAAGAUAUAUAUUAUAAAUAUAUAAUAAUAAUAAAAAAGGAAACGUCCACCAGAUGACUAGAACAGGAACAGUGCUGAAUCUCUCAGUAAUAAGGAACUGCUGCAUUGUAAUGGGGAAAAGAAGAACAUGCUUUAAGGUACACACCUGUAAACAAAAAUUGUUUAUUAAGAUGUAGACUGAUGAACCUCAGUGGUAUUAGCGAUCACAUGAUUAUUUUUUAUUUUUUCAUCUUGUUGUAAUGAUGUAUUAUUGUAUAUUACAGCUUGGCUUUGCUCCCAAGGGCAUUUAUGUCUCUCUCUCUCUCUCUCUUGCUCUCUGUAACACACACAUUUUCUUUGAUCUCACCUUUAUAUGUAUUUUUUCGGCCUUAUUUUUUUUACUUCGUUUUGGAAAGACUUCAUUUCUUACAUCCUUUUAGCUAUUGUGAAACUUCCUAUACUGUAUUGCUGACGCUGUAUGUAUUUAUCAUAUUAUGUGCUGCAGGUAUCCUUAUUUUCACUCCUUCGUUAUUUUUUUUUUUCUUGACAAAACAUCUGGGAUGAUGCUUUUUUAAAAAGUGUAUCUCAAAAGAAAAGAAAAAAAAAAGAUUUAAAGAUGACAAAAAUUAGUGGUUUAGCUAAAAAAAAAAAAUUCAAUAAACACACACACACACACACACACACACCAGUUUGUAUAUUUAUCUUAGUUAGGUCUAUUUUGAUACUUUUUUUUUUCGUCUCUGUAUUGCGUUUAUGCAUUUUUAAGGAAAAAAAAAACCGUGACAAAACAAACCAAAAAAAAUACGUUCCAUUCAUUGUUGCAAUGAUACCUCAGAAGGACUUUUUUUUUUUUCUUUUUUUCAAAGGACAGGACCAAAACCUCAAACAAAGGAGAAAGAGGAAAAUACAAAACCUGAAGAAGACAAAAAAUAUGUAGCCCUAUCUUGCUUUAAAAUAUAUAAAUAUAUAUAUAUAACUUCUUGGAGGUGUUUGUUGGUCCUAUUUAGGUGCCAAUAGAUGUAUUUGUACAGACUCCCUUUAAACCAAAUCAUUCCUGUACGUAGUUUGCAGAAACGUCUCGAAGCUGUCGUUCACUUGGCAAUGGUGGUGAUUGUUUUUGUUUUGUUUUUUUUUUCUUUCCAAUGUCACAGCGAGUCCGUUUUUAUUCGUCACGUUGGCUCAGAGCCCAGUGGACUGCGCAGCAAAGGCUCUCGUUAGCUUAAUUGGCGUUAAUGGCUUCGUAAUGAUAAAUACGCUGAUGUGUUGUUUUUUUUUCUUCUUCUUUUUAAAAUCACACAAUCAACAAUUCUUUUCAUCCUUUUUUUUUUUUUUUUUUGCAUUUUUCCUUUUUCUGGAAUGGGACCACGAUUUCUGCUGUACACCUGUACUUUUGGGAAUCAGAUCUGUUGAUGGUUAUAAACGAUCUUAUCAAAUUCCUUCUUGCUCAUUGGUUCGAAAUCUCCAUUAAGGAAGACCAAACAUGAUUUCACUGAAUUACUUUUUUUUUUUCCCUUCAUGCCUGAGAAAUCCUCCUUUUUAAAAAAAAAACAAACAAAAAAAACCCCCUUAUAUCUAUUGAGCUGUCUGAGCUCCAUUUCUGUGUGAUUGACAGCUUUAAUGUGAUGUUAUCCAGGAAACGGAUCCUUGCUGAGGAGCUUUGCCUGGCGGUAUUAAUUUUUAUUUUUUAUUUUUUCCUCUUUUUUUUGAUGGCCAAGCGAACGAAUCUACCACUCUAGCUCUCAUUUCAUUUGCAUCUUAAGAAUGUGUGUACAUUUUUUAUUUUUUUUUUAUCAGCAGUGAUUUCUAUGUACUUAGUUUAGUAUAAAUAUCUAUUUUUUUGUUUACUUUUGCUUUUAUUUUCGUUCGAAACUUUCGGGAUGAAAACUUUUAGGGGCAAAGAACACAUGGUGGUUCUGAGAUGGUAUUGAAAAAAAAAAAAAAAAAAAGAAUAAAAAAGGCAACUAGCCAGCCACCAUUAUUGUUUUUAACCCUGGGGUGACCGUGUUUAUGCCAGUCACUGCCGUUUUUCUUCAUGCUGUAUAAAAAAAAAAAAAAAACACGUAUAUCUGUGUAUUUGUAACCUGAAUCUUCUUGUGUCUGCCCAUGCAGACAAUAAAAAAACUGUACAGUAGUUCUAGUUGCAUGUAAUCUGUACUAAUUAUUGACAAUGGCAUUAUAAAAUGCAAUAAAAUACUUAUUACACUGUCCA
Silurus meridionalis is the source of this 8604-nucleotide messenger RNA. RefSeq names its product forkhead box P4 (gene foxp4). Lineage: Eukaryota; Metazoa; Chordata; Actinopteri; Siluriformes; Siluridae. Gene Ontology annotation, molecular function: DNA-binding transcription repressor activity, RNA polymerase II-specific; RNA polymerase II cis-regulatory region sequence-specific DNA binding. The record is from RefSeq and is a predicted model, not a curated record. Gene Ontology annotation, cellular component: nucleus. The transcript has 19 exons. Bases 774 to 2951 code for a protein of 725 amino acids. Gene Ontology annotation, biological process: regulation of transcription by RNA polymerase II.